This is a messenger RNA of Loxodonta africana (African savanna elephant), 1271 nucleotides long. Its product is annotated as olfactory receptor 51H1-like. Bases 321 to 1271 code for a protein of 316 amino acids. The transcript has a single exon. The record is from RefSeq and is a predicted model, not a curated record. Gene Ontology annotation, biological process: G protein-coupled receptor signaling pathway. Lineage: Eukaryota; Metazoa; Chordata; Mammalia; Proboscidea; Elephantidae. Gene Ontology annotation, cellular component: plasma membrane. Gene Ontology annotation, molecular function: G protein-coupled receptor activity; olfactory receptor activity.
CAAAUGUACAAUGUCAUCUACAAGACUGCUAAUCAUCUCAUGUUUCUAAAUUAUUUGUAUCCAAAUUGGGUAUGGUUGCUGAUUGAAGUGGUUUUUAUUUUUUUUAUUUUUCUCUCAGGUACUUUAGCAAUUGACAGUCAGUAACACAAUUAUUGCUGCAUUUGGCAGGGUCUAAUCUGUUUUUGUAUCAGACUGUGAAUAUGGUGUAUUAGAAUAAUAUUUAAGAUGCUCCCUCUAAUGGCCACUAUUGAGUACCUAUUUCUGCUGAUUCCAGUCAAUGUGCCCUUCUCUCUUCCCCUAGUUACCACCUUCAUACCAUUAUGUCAGUACUGAACCACACCACCUGGCACCAUCAGACUUUCACCCUGACUGGGAUUCCAGGAAUGUCGGAGAAGGACUUCUGGAUGGCUUUGCCCCUCUGUCUUCUUUACAGUACCACUUUCCUUGCCAAUGUCACCAUCCUUGUUGUCAUCAAAGUAGAGCGCAGCCUACACAAGCCCAUGUAUUAUUUUUUGGCCAUGUUAGCUGCCACUGACCUCAGCCUUUCAUUCUCUUCCAUGCCCACCAUGCUCAGUGUUCACUGGUUCAACUGGCGCUCAGUAACCUUUGAUGCCUGUAUCACCCAGAUGUUCUUCAUCCACACCUUUGAGGGAGUGGAAUCAGGUGUUCUGGUGGCUAUGGCCUUUGAUCGCUUUGUUGCCAUUCGGUUUCCUCUGCACUAUGCUACCAUUCUCACCCAUGGUGUCAUUGGCAAGAUAGGUGCAGCAGUCCUUCUGAGAAGUGUAGGAGCUGUGUUACCAGUGCCUUUUCUUAUCAAAAGGCUACCUUUCUGCAACUCCAAUGUCCUUUCCCACACGUACUGCCUCCAUCAGGAUGCCAUGAGGCUAGCCUGUGCUGACACCCGUGUCAAUAACAUCUAUGGCUUACUGGCUGUGAUCUUCACCAUUGUGCUAGACACCUUGAUCCUUCUGGUCUCUUAUAUUCUAAUCUUUCAUGCAGUCUUGGGCAUUGCUUCCUGGGAAGAGAGGCUCAAGGCUCUCAAUACUUGCCUCUCUCAUAUUUUUGCAGUGCUGCUUUUCUAUGUGCCUCUCAUUGGCAUGACGCUGAUUCACCGGUAUGGGAAGCAUUUGUCACCUGUAGUACACACACUCAUGGCCAAUAUCUACCUGCUGCUCCCCCCUGUGCUCAAUCUCAUUAUGUACAGUGUCAGAACCAAGCAGAUCUGGUGGCAGAUAGUCCGGGUUUUCUGCAGAGGCAGGAUUGACCCUUAA